AUUUUGAUUUAGAAUAAUGAGGCAAUGGCUGCAUAACGAUUGGAUGUUCUCGAUGACGACAAAAGGCAGAGAGCAAAAGAAGGUUCUGAGAACGUUACAUGGAUUUUCUGAACGGGUUAUUGCUGAAAGAAAACUUUAUCAUGAUCGCACUAAGGGUCGAUAUUUACCAACUUCUGGUAAUGACACUUCGGCAGAGGAUAAUGACACAGAAGUGAUAGGAAUUCGAAAAAAGAGGUUUGCAAUGUUGGAUAUACUACUAGCAGCAUCUCGUGAUGGUCUUAUGACUGACCUCGAUAUCAGAGAAGAGGUCGAUACUUUUAUGUUUGAGGGUCAUGAUACUACAGCAACUAGUUUGUGUUUCACUCUAGCAUUAUUAGCUGAGCAUAAGGAUAUUCAGAAUCGUGUCAGGAGCGAAGUCGAUACCGCUUUGCAAAAGAAUGGGGAGAAAUUUACUACGAAAUUAUUGCAAGAAUUACCAUAUUUAGAGAGAUGCAUAAAGGAAUCAUUACGCUUAUAUCCCAGUGUGUAUCUGAUAUCACGAAACACUGGGGAAGAUGUAAAAUUAUCCUCAUAUUUAGUACCUGCUGGAACAUUCCUGCAUCUUGACAUUUACGGAGUCCACAGAGAUCCUAAUUUUUGGCCAAACCCAGAAGUAUUCGAUCCCGAUAGAUUUUUGUCCGAGAAAAUCCGAAAUCGUCAUCCUUAUUCAUACAUACCAUUCAGUGCGGGACCACGUAACUGUAUCGGCCAACGAUUUGCUAUGCUGGAAAUGAAGGCUAUGAUAGCUUCUCUAAUACAUAAUUUCUACGUCGAGCCUAUUGAUUAUUUAAAGAAUAUUCAAAUUCACGUUGAUUUUGUUCUUCGUUCUGCUUCUCCAAUUCGUGUAAGAUUUGUUCCUGUCCGUGAAACGAAUACAAGCCUUUGAAGCAAAUAACGGUUUAUGAACAUAGGUGAAGGUAAAGGUAAGACUCUAUUUGCCUACAAAACUAUUUUGUAGGUAACGCUUACAGUGUAAUAGUAACAUUUGUCAUUAUCAGCGGUCACAAAAAUUGAAAUAUAAAUAAAACGUAAUAAAUACAAGAUA
This is a messenger RNA of Vollenhovia emeryi, 1084 nucleotides long. Its product is annotated as cytochrome P450 4C1-like. The record is from RefSeq and is a predicted model, not a curated record. Gene Ontology annotation, molecular function: heme binding; monooxygenase activity; oxidoreductase activity, acting on paired donors, with incorporation or reduction of molecular oxygen. The transcript is spliced from 7 exons. NCBI's taxonomy places the organism in Eukaryota, Metazoa, Arthropoda, Insecta, Hymenoptera, Formicidae. The coding region runs from base 17 to 925 and encodes 302 amino acids.